Messenger RNA from Pipra filicauda (Wire-tailed manakin), 10845 nucleotides. It is a transcript of the gene FILIP1, whose product is annotated as filamin A interacting protein 1. The transcript is spliced from 3 exons. NCBI's taxonomy places the organism in Eukaryota, Metazoa, Chordata, Aves, Passeriformes, Pipridae. The record is from RefSeq and is a predicted model, not a curated record. Bases 349 to 3246 code for a protein of 965 amino acids.
GCGCGGAGCGGAGGGCCCGGGAUGCUCGGCGGCUCCGCUCCCGCCGCCGCGGCUCCGGAUCCAGCCUGGCUGGACAGGCCAGGACAGUGCUGAGGAGCCUGGCCGGCCCCGAGCUGACCGUAGCGUUGGGCUGGAGCUCUGGAAGGUGCACCUGGUGGGGCUGUGCCGCGGGGCUGCCUCUCCCGAGCAGCGCACACGGAGGUCAGGGGAGGAGAACCGCAGCCCGGAGACAGAUUGAAGAAACUUCUUGAGCAGGAGAAGGUCUAUCAAGCCCGGAAGGAGAAGGAACAUACCAAGAGAAUCAAUAAACUAAGAGAAGAACUAGUCAAGCUCAAAUCAUUUGCACUCAUGCUGGUGGAUGAAAGACAAAUGCAUAUUGAACAACUUGGUCAACAAAGCCAGAAAAUACAGGACUUAACCCAAAAACUAAAAGAAGAAGAAGAAAAGCUUAAAAUUAUUAGUGCAAAAACUAAAGAAGAUGGACAAAAACUGAUGAAGUUAGAGGCAGAACUUGAACACAAAACUUCAUCAUUUUCUCAAGAACAUGAGGAGAUGACUGCUAAACUGGGUAAUCAAGAGUCACAUAAUAGACAGCUAAGGCUUAAGCUAGUGGGGUUGACUCGCAGAAUAGAGGAGCUGGAAGAAACUAACAAAAAUCUUCAAAAAGCUGAGGAGGAACUUCAAGAGCUAAGAGAUAAAAUAGCAAAAGGGGAAUGUGGGAACUCUAGCUUAAUGGCAGAAGUGGAAAACCUCCGCAAGCGUGUGCUUGAAAUGGAGGGCAAAGAUGAAGAGAUCACAAAAACCGAAUCCCAGUGCAAAGAGCUGAAAAAUAAACUGCAAGAGGAGGAGCACCAUAGCAAAGAGUUGAAACUUGAAGUGGAAAAACUGCAGAAAAGAAUGUCAGAACUAGAGAAGCUGGAAGAGGCUUUCAGUAAAAGUAAGUCUGAAUGCACUCAGCUACACUUAAACUUGGAGAAAGAAAAGAAUUUGACUAAAGAUUUGAUAAAUGAGUUGGAAGUGGUAAAGACUCGAGUGAAGGACCUUGAGACAUCAGAAAGCAAGUUGGAAAAGGCUGAAAUAAGCUUAAAAGAUGACCUUACAAAGCUGAAGUCGUUUACUGUAAUGUUGGUUGAUGAACGAAAAAAUAUGAUGGAAAAAAUAAAACAAGAGGAAAAAAAGGUUGAGGGUCUAAACAAGAAUUUUAAAGUUGAACAAGGGAAAGUUAUGGAUGUAACAGAGAAAUUGAUAGAAGAAAGUAAGAAAUUUUUGAAACUGAAAUCUGAAAUGGAGGAAAAAGUGUCUAGUUUGACAAAGGAAAGAGAUGAGUUAAUUGGCAAACUGAGAAGUGAAGAAGAAAAAUCCUCUCAACUAAGCUGUAGAGUUGACUUGUUAAAGAAAAGAAUUGAUGGUGUAGAGGAAGUAGAAAGAGAAAUUACAAGAGGUCGAACCAGGAAAGGACCAGAGCAUGGUUGUCAUGAGGACAACAAGAUUAAGGAACUCACUGUUGAAAUUGAAAGACUGAAAAAACGCCUCAAACAAUUGGAAGUGGUUGAAGGAGAUUUGAUGAAGACAGAAGAUGAAUAUGAUCAGCUAGAGCAGAAAUUUAGGACUGAGCAGGAUAAAGCUAACUUUCUUUCUCAACAGUUGGAGGAAAUGAAACUCCAGAUUGCCAAAACCAAAGCAAUAGAAAAAGGUGAAGUGGUGAGCCAGGAGGCAGAACUGAGGCACAGGUUUCGUCUGGAAGAGGCCAAAAGCAGAGAUUUGAAAGCAGAAGUUCAAGCUCUUAAGGAAAAAAUCCAUGAGCUGAUGAACAAAGAAGACCAGCUUUCUCAGCUCCAAGUUGAUUAUUCAGUUCUGCAGCAAAGGUUUAUGGAAGAAGAAAACAAAAACAAGAGUAUGGGACAGGAAGUUCUGAACCUAACAAGAGAGCUGGAGCUUUCUAAGCGUUACAGCCGUGCUCUGAGGCCCAGCAUAAAUGGACGAAGAAUGGUCGAUGUCCCUGUGACAUCCACUGGUGUGCAGACAGAUGCUGUAAGCAAUGAAGCAGCAGAAGAAGAAACUCCUGCAGUGUUUAUAAGGAAAUCCUUCCAGGAGGAGAAUCAUAUCAUGAGCAAUCUGCGACAGGUAGGUCUGAAAAAACCCAUGGAGCGUUCUUCAGUGCUCGAGAGAUAUCCUCCAGCAGCAAAUGAGCUUGCUAUGAGGAAAUCUUGGAUACCGUGGAUGAAAAAGAGGGAAACUGGGGCUCAGGCAACUCCUGAUAAAGGAGCCCGGACCCACAGUAGUCCAGCACAUCCUGGAGAGGUUGUCCUUUCACCAAAACAGGGUCAACCUCUUCAUAUUCGGGUGACACCAGACCAUGAGAACAGCACAGCAACUUUGGAGAUAACCAGUCCAACUGCAGAGGAAUUUUUUUCAAGUACCACUGUCAUUCCUACUUUGGGAAAUCAGAAGCCACGAAUAACCAUCAUUCCCUCUCCAAACGUUAUGCCACAAAAAGGAAAAGGCAGUGAAAGUCCAAUGGGCCCAGAUCGUUCUAUGUCUCCAGUCACUAUAACAACGUUCUCCAGGGAAAAGUCCCCAGAGGGAGGGAGAGCACCCUUUGCCGACAGACCUGCAUCGCCAAUUCAGAUUAUGACAGUAUCAACAUCUGCAGCACCAGCAGAAAUCUCUGUCUCUCCACAGUCACAAGAUAUGACCAUGGGAAGAGCUGUCUUCAAAGUAACGCCAGAAAAGCAAACCGUCCCGACUCCAAUCCGCAAGUACAAUGCCAAUGCCAACAUUAUUACGACAGAAGACAACAAAAUCCACAUCCACCUAGGUUCCCAGUUUAAACGUUCUCCCAGUGCUGUACCUGAUGGUGCAAGUCCUGUGAUAACAGUGAGACCAGUGAACAUAGCAGCAGAGAAAGAAGUUGUGACUGGUACCGUCCUUCGAUCACCUCGAAACAACCUGUCCUCGCGACCCGCAGCGAGCAAGGUGACAAGUACCAUCACUAUAACACCUGUUACAACGUCUUCCACCCGAGGAACACAAUCAGUGACAGGCCAGGAUGGGUCAUCCUCGAGACCUACACCCACCCGCAUUCCUGUGUCAAAAGGUAUGAAAGCAGGAAAGCCAGUAGUGGCAGCCCCGGGAGCAGGAAAUGUGACAAAAUUCGAGCCUCGUGCCGAGACUCAGUCUAUGAAAAUAGAACUGAAGAAAUCUUCAGCCAGCAGCUCUGCCUCCCUGGGCGGGGGUCAGGGCUGAUGGCAGUGGCUCAGGGGGUACGUUCUGCAGGUUUUACUGCUCCCAUGGAAGUCAGUCCCCCCUGUCUGUGUAGUUGCUCACGUUUGCCUGUACUAAUGAAGUCCUGCAGCUGUCACUUACAAAAAACUAAUAAGUGUGUGCACUGACUACUUAAGUAACAAUAUCCUUUUGUUUUCUUGAACUCAAGUUUAAAAAAGGAAAAAAAAGCCAUCAUAAAGGCAGUUCUUGUACGCCAGGAAGAUUUUCAGUCUAGGAAAUGAGAAUGGUGCAGCUAAACUAGGUUAUUAAUCUAGUUCAGGAAUUCUUAAUGAUGGACUUGGUCAUUUGAAGGAAGUUCGGUCACUUUUACUGGUUGUCUUUCACCUUAGCGGAUCACUUUCCACCUUUGCUACUGCAUGGGACACUUUCCUUCCUGCCUGUGAUCACAUUAUUGAAAUGCCACUUGGCCUAGGGAAGCAAUGCCAGGAGACAGUGCACUUGAGGUCCUGUUUUACUGAAAGCUAGUACCUCAGCUGUGGGAGGGAGGGGAAGAGAGAAAGGAUGGGCACUGUGUGACCUGCCUUCUCUUGAGGAGUCUCCCAUCCGAGUCAGUGUUUCUCGGUGGUGAGGUGCUUUCUCAAGAUAGUUACAGAAUUCAGGGGCAUAGGGAUGUAGCACAAUGUUUGGCAGCAGCAGUGUUAAGCACCAACUUAAUUCUUCCAGAGGGGAUUAACAUUUGUAGACAGUACUCAAAACCAGGUCCCUGACUUACACACACUGGGUACUGCCAGCUCAGUGCUCAGAUGAAGCUACGUGAGCCAAAAAGUGUUUAGUCUUUGGCAAAGCUGAAGAAACACUGAUCUGGCUAAAAUCAAUACUGUCCAUUUAUGGCUGCUCCAAAGAUCACUAACACUAUGAAGCAAGUCACUCUGUUGACCUGACUAGGUUUUCAGUUGUUUUCUUUGUUGGGGUCUUAUAUUUAAACCUUAGUUGUCAAGCAUCUGUAUGUCUUGGAGGGGAAGUCAAUACAGACUGCUGGUGGCAGGAAUUGCUAUCUAAAGGCACAGCUCAGGCACAGACAGUGAAAGAGAGAGGGUUUGAUAAGGAAGUUAGUCUCAUUUUUCAGUUCUGUAUAAUAUGUUGUCAUAAAUACAGACUGCCUCACAAUACCAUGGUGAUUCAUUGUUUUUCCUUCCCUCUUUGUAAUUUCCUCAUUUAUAUGCUUGCGUUUUUUAAGCAUGUUCUAAGGAAUUGUUCCAGCAUGGAAAUAGUGUGGAUGCCCAUGAUUGUUAUGAUUUUUUAUUUAAUAACAGUAAAGUUAUUAAAGGACAUUUCCAUUAAGUGAUCAAUUUCCACAGAAGAAAGUCUCAACCAAAAGAAAUGGAGCCAAGCAGACCGAUAAGUGAUGGGUUUAAAGUUUGUAUAAUGCUUCAACCAUCUCAGCAAGCUGUGAAGGACCCAGUGGUUGAAACAGCUUUCAGAAAGCAAGGCGGGAAGACCACUCAUAAAUAAUAAAUACAAUUCACAGAAAGGAAAAUGCACCCGUGGGUAAAAUAUGAAAUGGCUUUCUGUCUAGGAGAAGAGAUUUGAUGGAAGAAUCUGUCACAGAAGGUCAACAAAAUUAUAUUCAUCCAAGCAGUGUUUAGUUUUCAGUCUGUGAUUUGCAUUGCUCUCCAGUUUAAGAUCCAGAUAUAGCAAUUAGCUGACCAUAAAGCUGGUAUUUUAUUAUUUGCAUGAAGGGCAUUUUUUAAUUUGCCACAUCAAAAAAGAAGUAGGUUUUGGGUUUUUUACAUAUGUAGCACCUACAGUACCUGUUAAUUCUAAGGUUCUGGUUCCUAUGGCAUCCAAAAAUCAGAUUAAUAUUUGUAGCAUUUUUCCUAACACCCUAUUCAGUAUUUCAGAUAAAACUUGGAAACUGGAAUUAUCAAGCAAUGUGAGUUACUGUUUCAGAAAUACAUCAGAUGCUCUCAAGUAAUUCUUAUCACUUGAAAGCCUCAGAAUGUCAAUAAAUUGUUGCUGAGAUCUUACUGUUCUUGUUGUAACACGGAUUUUUUAACAGAUGUUUGAAAAAAACACGUUUUUAAGAGCUUUUUGCUGGAUAUUCACUCUAAAUACUGGCACUGAAGCAAGUCUUAAGGUCAAAACAGUCAUUUAAAUAAUAUUGUGAACAUGAGCCCUGAGCUAAUGUGGCUUGAUACAGUGAUGAACUACAGCUGCCUUUUAAGCCUUCCUUAUGUCAAAGAAACUUAGUUCCUUAGUUAACUGUUGCUGCACUCAAGGCAAUGUUCUGUGCGUGCCUGUGGUUGAAAAAUUUUUUUUUGUUUGAGGUCUAAGAAACUAAUUCAUCUGCAGAAACAAGCCAGCCACACAGUACCUGAAGUCCAGGGCACACAAACUGGUUCAGCUAGAGCCAGAACUGCAGGCACAAUCUGGGGAUUGCUCCUAUGGCGUCAGUAGGAUUUGAUGAGACAGAUUUGAGAAAUUCCAGACAGGUCAGACUGAGGAUCCUGUUAUUUUUCCCAGGGGGAGCACAACAAAAAGGAACUUUCGCUCCACAGCAGAAACCUAAAGAGUUGGAAUCAGGCAGCUGGUUUAACUGUUAACUAAAAAUAGAUAUUUAGUUAUAAAUUUUAACAUCUGUUUUAAUUGAACUUAUCCUUGUUUCUUAAAGGUAGAAGAAGGUUAAGAUAAAGAAAAAAGAAAGCCUAUAGUUCAGAAGUCUUAAAAUUUGAAGUGUAACUCUGUAUUAUAUUGGAAUUUCCUCUAAGUCUGAAGGCAAUUAUGUUUAGUGACUACAGUAAGAUUCUCCAUUCAAUAGGUCAGGUCCAGAAGGCAGUUUAAACAACCAAGUCUAAAGACAGUGUCUAAGCCCCAGAGGCAUCCUGAAGAUCUUCCUGAUGUUCUUCCACUGCCUUUGUCUAGUCAGGGUUUCUGUUGUGAGUUAACUCUAGCACUGCAGCCUCUGAACCUCACCAAGAUCCAUAAUCCAGGUAUUCCUGUAUUUCUUCUAAGAGUUUCUAAGUCAAGCCACAAUUUCAUGGUCACUUAAAGUCAGGAUGUAAUCCCACACUGGAGUGAAAAGCUGUAGUCCUGUCUUUGUCAACUCCAGCCAAGAAAGUGCUCACAUAGUCACUCAACAUGUGGUUGUCCCUUGAGCUGGCACAAGUGUUUGAACCUAACUGGGGAACUGAUCUGAAUUAAAACGAAUCUGGCAAAACAAAGAAAGGCUAGGUUCAAUAUAGCUUAGUUCCAGGCUCUCAGGCCAGAAAAAGAAGGAAGGCACAGGAAACCAGGGGCUGUUUUAAAGUGACUGGAAUCAUGAAGGCUUCCUAGUAGAUAAAUACCACAGAAAUGGAGGGGUAGUACUGCUAUUUUAAAAAGUUUCUGAUUGAAACCUUUUUUCAAAUGUAGGAGACAGAUCCCCCUUCCCAGCAAUACCUGAGGAGACUCAAACUCACAUCAGCUGCAGGCAGGUUCAGCAAUGGCACUGACAGACUGAGGGGGGGAAGAAGGUGGCAUUCUUAUUCCCUCCUUUGAAGGCUGUGCUGUUCUGCAUGAAGUGCUUCAGUAUUCACUGAGCAGAAACAAUUGAGUGGUUGAGUGGUCAGGAUAUUGAACUAGGAAGAGGGAGCCCCCCUGUUUUCAUGUCCCUGUUCCAAAGGCUGCCUUUGAGCUCAGCCUUUUGUGAAAAAAAAGUUUAUAAGAUGAAGUGUCUGUGUUCGUCCAUCGUUCCAUCUGUCCUUCCCUGAUGAAUAACACUGAACAGAUCAACCAGUUUCAACCAAACCUAACAAAGCAAUAGGGAUUUUCAGAAUAAGAAGUUUUUCCAGUUUAAUGAAAAGGGUGGCAGAGAAGAGGAGCAAGAUCUUAGCAGUGCCCCACUGCGUGGAAGAGUAGAGCAUGAGCUCACCUUCAUACAGCAUCAAAGAAUGAACACAAGAGAGUGACGUCAGAAGUACCACAAGGACAAGCUUUGUUCAAACCUCAGAUUUGACAAGGCAACAAAGAAUCCAACUCUGAUACACUAAUCCAUAGGAAAAUACUAGGGCCUUUAUUUACAGGGCUUUUUUGUAUUCUACGUUAGUGGAUUAUAAUGCGGAAAACAAGCUUUCCUAAGUGAUCAUCUGGAAUCACUCAUCCUCAUACUUUCUCUCUCUUACCUUUUUCUCUGUCAUUUUGUUUGGUUUUUAUUUUUUUAAUGAAGUGGAAUAAUUUCAAUAGCAAAACACACUCAACUCAGAGUCAUAAUGAUAGUUAAAAUGGUUCGUCAGGAAACUAAGGUGGCUGAGAACCAAUCUUUGCAUUUUUAGUCGUUUUCAACAUCAGCUGGAGAGAGAUCCUGUUUUGGCUGAUGGCAUGGCCAUAUAAGCAGUUGUGAUAAGCCAAGCAAUGGGAACAUAGGACAGCAGUAAAGUGGAGAGGGGGAAGAGCAGGGAAAAUGCCAACUCAUUCAUGAGCAGCACACAUGGACCGAGAAAGUGCACCCUCAGUUCUCCAGGUGAUCUCUCUGAUUUUAAAUUUAGUUCCUAAUAAGUGUUCUACUGUAUUUCCUACGUUGGAUCCCAUCAUCAGAAUUACUGCUACAUGUGAGUAUUGCUAAUGUAGUCAUUAGCAGAUCAAUACAGUUGAGAAAGCGUGACUAAAAAUGAAGGAGCACAGAGCUUCAACCCUCAUGCCUGAGGGAUUUCUCUCAAGAUUGGUAAACAUGCUAAGUUAAUGGUAGAGGUAAAACAGAUUUUCAUGUAUUUUGCGCACCGGUUUUCCUUUUGUGACACCCAUUAGUGCGAAUUUUGAAAAAUCAAACAACACUUUGUGGUUCUUCUGAAUAUGUCCACGGAAUAUGCAUGUUACUGUAUUUAAACCGCAAACCACUUAUGGCUAAUAGUAAUUAGCAUCAUGUGAGUAAUCUCUAAAGCCACAUUAAUAUAUUGAUUCAUGCCAACUGGAUGCCAAGUCAUAGGUCACUGCCUGAAAUACACUACUCAUGUUCAAAAACAUGCUCAAUAUUUACAUGAAUAUUCAGUAAUUCUGAUCAGAUGUGGAAGAGCAUGUCUUUAAAGAGAGUAAGCUACUGUCCUGCUGGGUUUCAGGUACUUGGCAUAAACCGCAACAGUCAGGACAAUUUUAAGACCAAUUAUAUGUUCCCAUCACACAUCAGUGGCCAAUUUCAUUGAGUUGUUUUGAAAUACGUAGUUUGCUGGCAGGAGUUUCUGUGAGCUCAUCUUUCAAACUUGUUUUCAUUUAGGGGAAUGGCUUUUCCCCCUAACAUCAGUGUGAGUUAUCCUUAUUCCCUUAAUUUUGCCUGAGCUCUCUCAGGCAAAACUAUAUGCAACAUUUCUCAUUACAGAUGUUAACUUCACUUUGAAUCUUACUCGCUACACACUGCUCUUAACCCGGCUUUUUUUUGAAAACGCCACCGGGGUUAACUACUGUGAGGUUCAGAACUAUCAGCUCUGGGAGUCAGGUGUGAAACACUCAGGUGUGAAUUGUUCUCCAAACAAAAAAACUCUUAUUGGGAUUUUAAAAAUAGAAUUACCGAUGUAUGUACUCUUCUGUUGCUUGGGCGUGUGCUGUCUGUUGCACAUAGAUUUUUGUAUUAUCUGGUGUUACUUGUUUGUAUAUAUUGUAAGAAGAAAUUAAACUUUGUAUGUUAAAAUGUCAGUUUAUGUGCUUCAUUAUAUGAACCGGUAUCCUGAUGUGUUUCCUGGAGAAGUUCUGAUUUACAUCAGUGGGACUGAAAGCAGAAUUAGCUGUUUCACAUUAACUGUCAUGAAAAUCAAUUGUUUAAGUUAAUUCAUAGCUCCUGGAACUAUUCACAUCUAUAACGCUAAAAAAAUUUAUGUAAUCAUAUCAUUCUGAUAUAAUUGUAUUCCUACAGAGGCUGGUCCAAAAGAACUCUUAUAAAAUGUGCCCUACUCUAAUUUUAGCUUAAUAGCUGCUCAGACACCUCUUUUAGUAACUACAGUAUGUGUGUGUGUGUAUAAUAUAUAUGUUUAUAUAUAUGUAAGCAUUUCAAAUACAAACAACUGAUAGACAAUUAUUUGAUUUUUUUAAAAUAGUUUCUCCUACUCUUAUGCAAAAUUCCUAUAUUGGGCCUGUAGGAGGAAGACUGAUUGAGAAACAUGCUGUAGUUUUGCUGUUCAUUCAGUGACUGAGCCUUAACAAGGAUAUUUUUCUGAUACCCAUUUAGUUUUUAGAAUUUUGUGUCUAAACUCCAUAUUAAUAUAUACUGUGCAUAGUGAAUAUUAAGAAAAUAAUUGUUUCAUAUAGAGUUCACAUGACUCCCAUUGAAAUUAGGGGAGAGUUUGCCUGAGGUUACAGUCUGAUAUUAUAUAAAUGCAGAUUUUAACAUAAUAUUUCACAAGAGCUUCAAGCUAGAACAGCAGUGGUUGUAAGGUAAAUUCAUACAGUAGUCUGUGAUUCUUUCACAUUCAGUGCUCAAAUGUAGUAGAACUGGUAUACAUAUCUAAGAUGUUGAAAAUCAUUUGUUAAUGAUAAAUUGUAUGGAAAAUAAAUCCUUUCAGUCUGGGAAAUUCUAUUAUUUCAUUUGCCUUAACGUAUUUUCUUGGAUGUUGCCUAAGCACUGCUUUUCUGAUUCAGGAAUCACCAUCAGCACUGUGAUCUGCCAUCUAGUGGCAAAGUUCUGGCACUAAGAGUACAUGGAAAAUAUUUUCAUUUUUCUUUCUUCUUAUAAUGUAACUUAAACAUCUUGCAAAUAUUAGUUAGGAAGCAAACUAAAGCAGAAGUCAAUAAAAAUGUCAAAGGCAAUAAUUAUUUGAUUAGUGUCAUUUCUUGGGUCGUGUAAAUCUUGAAAAAUUAAGACUAUUAAAAAGGGAAGGAAUCUUAAGAAAAAUAAUUUCCUGCAUAAAACACAAUUUUUCAGAGAAAAAUGUGCUUGAUAGCUAAAUUCUUAUAUUAAGAAAGUUGCCUGUAAGAGCCAUGUAUAUAGAAUAGAAGAACAGACCAGGUCAUUAGUACUUCAGCAGAGCCAGAGAUUAAUCAGGAUCAGGGACCUCCUAUAUUAUAUAUAUAAUAUAUAUAUAUAAUAUAUAUAAUAUAAUAUAAGUCAAAUCCAGCCUUUCAAAGAAAAGGUCAACACUUAGUUUUGCAUGCUGUGGCUGAAAUUUAUCCCCCUUAAAGUCAGUAGCAAAUUCAAGAAGACUUGCUGAAUAAAUCCAGCAUAGGUUUGUAAGCCAAGUUUAAAUAAAAAAAGUGAGAAAUGGCCCCACGCAUCUUCCUCAUCUCCAUUUCAGAAUUGCCAUCAGAUUUAUGAUGGAUUUGCUUAGACAGGUUAAAAGACAUCCAACUCCAAGUCUUCCUUAUGGAACUGGAACUUUAGUGUCCCUGUGGUUUAACCCGUUCAGCUGUAUUUCUCUUUUCCCUAUGGACGACCAAAUGAUAGUCUUGACAUUGAAGUGGAAGCCAGGGGGCUCUGGGCCCUAGACAGGAACUAAUUUAGUCUCCCUCUGUAGCAUUAGCCAGGACGGUUUUAUCAAGCAGUGAUGUGAGGGUAAGUCUGUGAGACGUUUCUAGAAAAAUGCCUAGCACUGCCACUUGUAAUUGUUCUUCUUUAAAGUAACUUGCAAUGAAUGCACUUGUAGUUUCAUAAACCCAAAUGUU